AUGGACAAGACCAUGGAUUUGAAAUGUCGAAGUGACAUAAGUUCCAACGAGGGUUUCGAGUCCGUGAAGAAGGUCGCGCUGCUAACAUUCCUCUCAGUGGUUAUCCUGAUGGCCAUCCUGGGCAACCUGCUGGUGAUGGUGGCUGUGUGCAGGGACAGGCAGCUCAGGAAAAUAAAAACCAAUUAUUUCAUUGUGUCUCUUGCCUUUGCCGAUCUGCUGGUUUCGGUGCUGGUGAUGCCCUUUGGUGCCAUUGAGCUGGUUCAAGACAUCUUGAUUUAUGAGGAUACAUUUUGCCUGGUCCGGACCUCUCUGGAUGUCCUACUCACUACAGCCUCGAUUUUUCAUCUGUGCUGCAUUUCACUGGAUAGGUAUUAUGCCAUCUGCUGCCAACCUUUGGUUUAUAGAAGCAAGAUGACCCCUGUCCGCAUCGCACUAAUGUUGGGAGGCUGCUGGUCCAUUCCCAUGUUUAUAUCUUUUCUCCCCAUCAUGCAAGGCUGGAACAAAAUUGGCAUCGAUGAUGUGAUAAAGAAAAGGGAACUCAACCACAACUCUAACUCUACAUUCUGUGUCUUCAUGGUCAACAAGCCCUACGCCAUCACCUGCUCCGUGGUGGCCUUCUACAUCCCGUUUCUCCUCAUGGUGCUGGCCUAUUACCGCAUCUAUGUCACUGCGAAGGAGCAUGCCCAGCAGAUCCAGAUGUUACAACGAGCAGGAACCACCCCUGAAAGCAGACCCCAGCCAGCUGACCAGCACAGCACACAUCGCAUGCGGACAGAGACCAAGGCAGCCAAGACUUUAUGCAUCAUCAUGGGCUGCUUCUGUUUCUGCUGGGCUCCCUUCUUUGUCACCAAUGUUGUGGACCCUUUCAUAGACUACACUGUCCCUGAGCAGGUGUGGACUGCUUUCCUCUGGCUUGGCUAUAUCAAUUCAGGGUUGAACCCUUUUCUCUAUGCCUUCUUAAAUAAGUCUUUUAGACGUGCCUUCCUCGUCAUCCUCUGCUGUGAUGAUGAACGCUACAGAAGACCCUCCAUUCUGGGCCAGACUGUCCCAUGUUCAACCACAACCAUUAAUGGAUCCACACAUGUGCUAAGGGAUGCAGUGGAAUGUGGUGGCCCGUGGGAGAGUCGGUGCCCCCUCACAGCAACUUCUCCUUUGGUGGCUGCUCAGCCCAGUGAUACUUAG
Messenger RNA from Peromyscus eremicus (cactus mouse), 1182 nucleotides. It is a transcript of the gene Htr4, whose product is annotated as 5-hydroxytryptamine receptor 4. The record is from RefSeq and is a predicted model, not a curated record. The transcript has 6 exons. Gene Ontology annotation, molecular function: G protein-coupled serotonin receptor activity. Gene Ontology annotation, cellular component: plasma membrane. Gene Ontology annotation, biological process: adenylate cyclase-activating adrenergic receptor signaling pathway; regulation of appetite; chemical synaptic transmission. Lineage: Eukaryota; Metazoa; Chordata; Mammalia; Rodentia; Cricetidae. Bases 1 to 1182 code for a protein of 393 amino acids.